UUUACCUGGCCUCAGCGGCUCCGUCAGCCCCUCCAAUGGUACAGCCCUGCCUGUGCCGCUUUCCUCCCGCUGCCUGGAACACAAACGCAGUCAAGCUGCAGCACACGCCACACACAGAGACAGGAGAACAGGCAGCCAAGAGACAGGCACACGUAGAGGAAGGAGGCAAACGCACACCGCCAUGGGCUGCUGUAACAGAAGGUGCGGGCUGAUCGCCGGAGCCGUGGUUGGGGCACUGGUGGCCGUCCUGGGAGGCAUCCUCUUCCCCGUGGGAGACAUCAUCAUUCAGGGGACUGUGGAGAAGGAAGCCGUCAUUGAGCCGGGGACGACGGCGUACGAGAACUGGGUGGCUGCAGGGGCAAAGGUGUAUCGGCAGUUCUGGCUCUUCGAGCUGACGAAUCCGCUGGAGGUUGUGGAAUACGGCGCCACACCAGUAGUGAUGGAAAAAGGACCAUAUACCUACAUGACAAGAUAUCUCGCAAGAGACAACAUCACGUUCCACCUCAAUCACACCGUCUCCUUCCUGCUGCCAAACGGUGCCAUCUUUGAGCCGUCCAUGUCAGUGGGAACAGAAGAAGACAAAAUCACCACGCUCAACGUGGCGGUGGCU
Messenger RNA from Poecilia reticulata (guppy), 610 nucleotides. Lineage: Eukaryota; Metazoa; Chordata; Actinopteri; Cyprinodontiformes; Poeciliidae. The record is from RefSeq and is a predicted model, not a curated record.